Messenger RNA from Drosophila navojoa, 2267 nucleotides. It is a transcript of the gene Gld, whose product is annotated as Glucose dehydrogenase. NCBI's taxonomy places the organism in Eukaryota, Metazoa, Arthropoda, Insecta, Diptera, Drosophilidae. The record is from RefSeq and is a predicted model, not a curated record. Gene Ontology annotation, molecular function: oxidoreductase activity, acting on CH-OH group of donors; flavin adenine dinucleotide binding.
GACGCUGAGUCGACGACGGUCUGCGAUUGCGCGCAGUUCAAAACAAGUUACUAAGCUCUUAGCCAGGCCCAGACUGCAAGCGGGCUAAUGAGCUGCCCGUUCAAGCUGUAAAAGGAAAAACUAAGUACUGUGCGUGUGUGUGCAACUGUGUGUGUCAAGCAUAUAACAAGCCCAAAAAAAGAAAAGAAGAAACGAAAAACAUUUUUGUAAAAUAGUUUUUGACAAAUUUUGCUGCACAUCUUCGACGCGUUGUGCAAUUGGCCAAAAAGCAUUGCCAAUAAGGAGCGUCUUACAGCGAAUUCGUAAGCCUAAAAGCUAAUUGUGUGGUGGCCAACCGAUAAGGAAACUGGCCAACAACUGUACCCGGGCACUGAAAACCGAUUCGAAUAAUGUCUACCAGCACAUCAGCUUGUGAUUGUUUGGUGGGCGUGCCCACCGGGCCAACACUCGCCUCCACAUGCGGCGGCAGCGCAUUCAUGCUAUUCAUGGGCCUGCUCGAGGUAUUCAUACGCUCGCAGUGCGACCUGGAAGAUCCAUGCGGACGGGCAAGCUCAAGGUUCCGCUCGGAGCCGGACUACGAGUACGAUUUCAUUGUCAUUGGCGGCGGUUCAGCUGGCUCUGUGGUGGCGUCACGUCUCUCCGAGGUGCCGCAGUGGAAAGUGCUGCUCAUUGAAGCCGGUGGCGAUGAGCCGGUGGGCGCUCAGAUACCCUCCAUGUUCCUGAACUUCAUUGGCAGCGACAUUGACUACCGUUACAACACGGAGCCGGAGCCGAUGGCGUGCCUGUCCUCCAUGGAGCAGCGCUGCUAUUGGCCACGCGGUAAGGUCUUGGGCGGCACAUCGGUGAUGAAUGGCAUGAUGUAUAUACGCGGCAACCGUGAGGACUACGAUGAUUGGGCGGCGCAAGGCAAUCCCGGCUGGGCCUACAACGACGUGUUGCCAUUCUUCAAGAAGUCCGAAGACAAUCUCGAACUGGAUGCUGUGGGCACUGAAUAUCACGCCAAAGGAGGUCUAAUGCCAGUUGGCAAGUUCCCCUAUAAUCCGCCUCUCUCGUACGCCAUUCUCAAGGCCGGCGAGGAAAUGGGCUACACGGUGCAGGAUCUGAACGGGCAGAAUGCCACGGGCUUCAUGAUCGCCCAAAUGACUGCGCGCAAUGGCAUUCGCUAUAGCUCCGCAAGGGCAUUCCUGCGACCCGCUCGCAUGCGCAACAAUUUGCACAUCCUGCUGAACACCACAGUUACCAAGGUACUGAUUCAUCCGCACACGAAGAACGUGCUGGGCGUGGAGGUCACCGAUCAGUUCGGCAGCACGCGCAAGAUAAUGGCGAAGAAGGAGGUGGUGCUCAGCGCUGGGGCCGUCAACUCGCCCCAGAUCCUCCUGCUCAGCGGCGUGGGCCCCAAGGAGGAGCUGAAGCAGGUGAAUGUGCGACCCGUGCAUAAUUUACCCGGCGUGGGCAAGAAUCUGCAGAACCACGUGGCCUUCUUCACCAACUUCUUUAUCGACGAUGCGGACACUGCGCCACUCAACUGGGCCACCGCCAUGGAGUAUUUGCUGUUCCGCGAUGGCCUCAUGUCGGGCACGGGCAUUUCAGAUGUCACCGCCAAGCUGUCCUCACGCUGGGCCCAGCGCCCAGGCGUGCCGGAUAUACAGCUCUACUUCGGCGGCUAUUUGGCCAGCUGCGCGCGCACGGGCCAAGUGGGUGAGCUGCUCUCCAACAACUCGCGCUCCAUACAAAUAUUCCCGGCAGUGCUGAAUCCCCGAUCUCGUGGCUCCAUUCAGCUGCGCUCCUCCGAUCCUCUGGAUCCGCCUCGCAUUUUCGCCAACUACCUGACCGAUGAGCAUGACGUAAAGACCCUGGUGGAGGGCAUCAAGUUUGCUAUAAGGCUAUCGCAGAGCUCGCCCCUCAAGCAGUAUGGCAUGCGGCUGGACAAGACCGUUGUCAAGGGCUGCGAGUCGCACACCUUCGGCAGCGACGCCUACUGGGAGUGUGCGGUGCGCCAGAACACCGGGCCCGAGAACCACCAGGCCGGCAGCUGCAAGAUGGGUCCAGCUCAGGAUCCGCUGGCCGUCGUCAAUCACGAGCUGAGGGUGCACGGCAUACGGGGACUGCGCGUGAUGGACACCAGCAUCAUGCCCAAGGUAACGUCCGGCAACACGCACGCGCCGGCGGUAAUGAUUGCCGAGAAGGGCGCCUAUCUGCUGAAGCGGGCCUGGGGAGCCAAGGUCUGACGUGUAGAUGCAACGUGGACGCUGCAUAGAGUAAUUUAA